Molecule: messenger RNA, 345 nt
Organism: Seminavis robusta
Lineage: Eukaryota; Bacillariophyta; Bacillariophyceae; Naviculales; Naviculaceae
Source: the annotation of a GenBank genome assembly
AUGGGGGGGGGGGGGGGGGGGUUGCAUUCGCGCGCACAAGAUGCCACCAAGAGGAAAGUCUUUCGUCUCAAUUUGGCCGGCCGCAAAAUGGUAAUUGUGGGUUCCUGCCCUGUCACCAUGAAGCACGUGGCCAGUCAACCCGAAUCGGUCUUGUCGUCGUGUCGCGCCGUGGCCGAAAUUGGAUUCGAAUAUACCAUGGGACACUUUAAUGUUUAUGAAGGAACGGCAUGGCACAAGGCCAUUCUCAAGAAUCAUUACAUGGGCGACAAGUUGGAGACGGUCUUUUUGCCACGCAUCUACAAGGCUUUGGAGCAUGCUACGGAACAAGAAAUGCAACUACUUUGA